AUGGGAGCUCGCUUUCUGAUAUUCUUGUUGAGCUUAGUAUGUAUAGUUCUGAGCUCUAGGGUUUCACCUAAAGCUUUUCGUAACAGAUAUAAUCUUCGUGGGUGCUACAAGCAAAAUCCUGAACGUACUGAGCAUAGAUUGACUCGCCGCAUCUAUGAGAAGGCUGGAUUCGAUAAGGAUGAUCUUCCUCGUUCUUGGGACUGGCGUAAUGUUAGAGGAAUAAACUAUGCAUCAGCUGAUAGAAACCAACAUAUUCCAGUAUACUGUGGAUCUUGCUGGGCAUUUGGAGCUACCUCAGCCUUGGCUGAUCGUAUCAACAUUAAGCGCAAGAAUGCUUGGCCACAAGCUUACUUGUCUGUUCAAGAAGUAAUUGAUUGCUCUGGAGCCGGAACAUGCAUUGAAGGAGGAGAACCACUUGGAGUAUACAAAUACGCUCAUGAACAUGGAAUCCCUCACGAGACUUGUAAUAACUACCAGGCUAGAGACGGAAAGUGUAAUCCAUACAACCGUUGUGGAUCUUGCUGGCCAGGAGAAUGCUUCUCUGUUUCCAACUACACUCUUUACAAAGUAGGGGAAUACGGAACUGUUAGCGGAUAUGAAAAGAUGAAAGCCGAAAUCUACCAUCACGGACCAAUUGCUUGUGGUAUUGCAGCUACCAAGGCUUUCGAGACUUAUGCUGGUGGCGUUUACAAGGAGGAAACCGAUGAGGAAAUCGAUCACAUUAUUUCUGUCCACGGAUGGGGUGUUGAUCAUGAUACCGGAGUCGAAUACUGGAUCGGAAGAAACUCAUGGGGACAACCAUGGGGAGAGCUCGGAUGGUUCAAAGUCGUUACUUCUCAAUAUAAAAAUGCCGGAAGCAAAUACAACUUGAAGAUCGAAGAAGACUGCGUUUUCGCUGACCCCAUCGUUUAA
Auanema sp. JU1783 is the source of this 912-nucleotide messenger RNA. The record is from the annotation of a GenBank genome assembly. NCBI's taxonomy places the organism in Eukaryota, Metazoa, Nematoda, Chromadorea, Rhabditida, Rhabditidae.